This is a messenger RNA of Prunus mume (Japanese apricot), 1676 nucleotides long. Its product is annotated as mannose-6-phosphate isomerase 1. Gene Ontology annotation, biological process: GDP-mannose biosynthetic process; carbohydrate metabolic process. The record is from RefSeq and is a predicted model, not a curated record. Gene Ontology annotation, cellular component: cytosol. Gene Ontology annotation, molecular function: zinc ion binding; mannose-6-phosphate isomerase activity. Lineage: Eukaryota; Viridiplantae; Streptophyta; Magnoliopsida; Rosales; Rosaceae.
UCUGUCUCUCUCUCUCUCAAUGUAAUUUCCCUCUUUCACAACUUACUGUUCCCUUUCAAACGCUUUCAAAAGCAGCAACUUCCCCAUGACCACCAUGUUAUGCGCAUCUCAUUCUCAUUCCCUUCAUUUUCCAUAGCCUUCAUUGCACACUCUGUUUUUGCCCUUUCUCUUUUUUAUUUUCAUUUUAAGCUUGCUUAGCCAUUGAUGGAGUCCAUUGGCAAAUCAAUGAAGCACCACAAUCAAAAGAGCAGUCUUCAGAGGCUGAGAUGCUCUGUUCAGAACUAUGACUGGGGGAAGAGAGGCACAGACUCUCUGGUGGCUAGGCUAUCUGCUCUCAAUUCUUCCUCUGAAAUUGACCCAGAAAAGCCUUAUGCUGAAAUUUGGAUGGGAACCCAUGAGUCUGGACCUUCUUUUUUGAUUCAAAAUGGGGAUGAGAAUAAUGGGUUUUUGUCAAUUGGGUCUGAGAGUUUGAGUCUCAAAGAUUGGGUUUUGGAAAACCCAAAGGUGCUUGGUGAGAAGGUGGUUCAAAAAUGGGGCUCUGACUUGCCUUUCUUGUUUAAGGUGCUUUCUGUGGCAAAGGCAUUGUCAAUACAGGCACACCCAGAUAAGGAAUUGGCUAAGGUUUUGCAUAAGUUUAUGCCAAAUCUUUACAAGGAUGCCAAUCACAAGCCUGAGAUGGCCUUGGCUGUUACACAUUUUGAGGCUCUUUGUGGUUUCAUCAGUCUUGAGGAGCUUAAAGUUGUGCUUGAUAAUGUUCCUGAGAUUGAGGAACUGGUUGGUAGUGAAGAUGCAAACAAAGUCUUUGACAUUACUGAUCGAGAUGAUGAGAAUAAAGUAACGUCUGUUCUGCGUUCAAUUUUCACCCACCUCAUGUCAGCUAGCAAAGAGAUGAUAACUACAAUAAUCACUAAAAUGAAAAAUCGUUUACGCAUCGAAAGUCAGGGGAGACUCUUGACAGAAAAGGAACAGCUGGUGUUGCAGUUGGAAAGGCAAUAUCCAGCUGACGUGGGUGUUAUAUCUGCCUUCUUUUUGAACCAUGUGAAUCUUAAGCCUGGAGAAGCACUAUAUAUUGGAGCGAAUGAACCUCAUGCCUAUAUUUUCGGCGAGUGCAUUGAGUGUAUGGCAACCUCAGACAAUGUAGUGAGGGCUGGCCUAACUCCUAAGCAUAUGGAUGUUAACACCCUUUGUUCUAUGCUCACAUACAAGCAGGGCUAUCCUAAAAUCCUGCAAGGAGUUGCUUUAGGUCCUUAUGUAACAAGGUACCUACCCCCUUUCGAUGAAUUUGAGGUCGAUUGCUGUCAGCUUCCCCAGGGAGAAUCAGCAGAGUUCCCUGCAGUCCCAGGUCCUUCCAUUUUUGUGGUCACUUUUGGGGAGGGAAUCAUAUAUGCAAGUGAUCUUAAAGGAGAUAUAAUUACAGAAGGAGAUGUUCUCUUUGCACCUGCUAACACUCAGAUUAGCAUAACAAGUGCAUCUCAGUUGCAGAUAUACAGAGCAGGAGUGAACAGCAUGUUCUUUCAAGCCUCAUAAAUUUCAUUACAGCUGCUGCACAUCUUAGCUUUAGUGCAAGCAAAUAAUUUAUUAUUUUUUGCAUUUUUUUCACAAUAAAUGUAUUUCUGUUAUUCUGUAAUAUUAGCAUUGCCAUGUAAAUGCAUGUGCAAUGAAAUAAGUGAAAAAAA